Messenger RNA from Theobroma cacao (cacao), 1502 nucleotides. Its product is annotated as Alkaline phytoceramidase (aPHC). Lineage: Eukaryota; Viridiplantae; Streptophyta; Magnoliopsida; Malvales; Malvaceae. The record is from RefSeq and is a predicted model, not a curated record.
CAUAACGACAUUCGGAUUCCCCCACAAGAGAGCAAAUAACAAAAGAGAAAAUAGAGAGGGAAAAGUUUAACAGCUUCUUAUAAAGAAGAAGAACAACACGAAAGGAUGGUUUGGAUGGUGAAUCAACAGGUAACAAGAGGAAGAAGAUGUCGAAUAUGUGGAAUUGCAUUGCUAUGUUGGCUUUUCUUUAUGAUGGUUACUCCUAAGAUCCCACUUUCUUAUAGGCACCAUCUCUUCGCUGACAUGCGCAAUUUCCUCGGAGUUCCUAACACGUUGAAUGUGAUCACCAAUUUCCCUUUUCUGAUUGUGGGUGUUCUGGGAUUUGUUCUUUCCCUGGGAGGAGGAAGCUUUUUCAACAUAAGUUUGAGAGGAGAGGUGUGGGGUUGGUUGCUAUUCUACGGAGGGAUAGCUAGUGUGGCUUUUGGUUCUGCUUAUUAUCAUCUUAAGCCUGAUGACAAUAGAGCAAUGUGGGACACCUUGCCGAUGAUGAUUGCAUAUUCCUCACUAUUCUCUAGUUUUAUUCUGGAAAGACUAGGAGAGAGGAUUGGAUUAAGUUGCCUGUUUUCACUAUUAGUUCUUGCUGUUCUAAGCACAAGUUAUGCAAGAACAUUUAAUGAUCUUCGGUUGUGCAUGACAUUCCAGUUAAUUCCAUGCAUAGCUCUUCCAAUCAUGACAUUUUUGUUCCCACCUAAAUAUACGCACUCAGGAUACUGGCUUUGGACAUCGGGGGUUUGCAUCCUAGCCAAAAUCGAAGCUCUUGCUGACAUGAAAAUAUACCGUGCAAAUAAUUAUAUUAUCAGUGGACACUCCUUGGAGCACCUAUGUUCAGCAAUUGCCCCUGUUCUGGUUACAGUUAUGCUCAUGCAUAGAAGCAGCAGAUUUCAGAGAUUAGGUGAAAUCAAAGAAUGUCCUUGACGAAGAAUCCGAAGUGGAUGAAGGCAUUCCUAGGCCAAUAUGUAGAUUGUCUGAGAAAUUUUUAUGUGAAGAAUUAUCAAAGAUGACAAAUGAUCUGAUUACCAUUUAGCAGUUGCUAGACACAUCUUAACCAAUGAAGAACUCAAUGAGAUUUCUUCUCCUAUGCUUUCCUCAUGCUGAAAGAAUGAAGAAGAGUAGCAUCUGUCAGCCAUCAUACCAUGUAACUUUGCUCAGGAUGGCUUUGUUGUCUUUUGACCGAGUUAUCACACCUUGUGAUGUUGCCCAUACCAUGUCAUUUUCCGGGUGUGAAAUUGUGGCCAUAGUGUACUGCACCAUUUUGCUGGCAUUGCGCCACCUUUUCCCCCUUUACCCCCUAAUAUGUUAUCUGUACGAGUCUUUUGUGAUAUGAAUUACACUCACCCUACUGACUGGUGAAUUUGUAACAGCCUUUGGAGCUAUCCUAGGAACUUACUAAAGAUUGUACUGACCUUCACGUAGCAGUUGUCAAAUCGAGAUUCGAACAGGGAAUCAAAAUCUUAAUUUUCUAAAUAGAGAAUAUCAGUUCGGAAAUGUUACUUUUUCCUCAA